Messenger RNA from Pediculus humanus corporis (human body louse), 936 nucleotides. RefSeq lists its product as uncharacterized. The transcript has 4 exons. NCBI's taxonomy places the organism in Eukaryota, Metazoa, Arthropoda, Insecta, Psocodea, Pediculidae. Gene Ontology annotation, biological process: mitochondrial respiratory chain complex IV assembly. Bases 1 to 936 code for a protein of 311 amino acids. The record is from RefSeq and is a predicted model, not a curated record.
AUGUACAUGUUCAUAACGCUAAAUUUUUUUUUUUUGCUUCAGAAUAACAAUAAUAAUAAUUAUCACAUAAAAAAAGGUUUAGUGUAUAGAAAUCAGAAAUCCUAUGCAAUACAAAAUAAACAAUUCAAUGUAAAAAUAUUGAGGAACGUUAAUGGGAAACCCUUAGUAUUAUCUCCCAUUACAAAUCAUCAUCAUAAUGGAAAUAUAAUAAAAAGAUUCACUCAUCAACUUCCUCCUCCUCCAAAAAAGGUUACAAAAGGACCAGUCACGUGGACGACUGUUAUGUGGACUCUUGUAAUAGGAGGAUGUUUUACUGCAUUUGUAAUGUAUCUUAGAGACAAAAGAAAAUCACUUAAAGAAAUAAACAAAGUUAAAAGUAUAGGUAAAGCAUUAAUAGGAGGAGAUUUCGAACUUGUAAAUCAAGAUAAUGUACCUGUUUCGAAUAAGGAUUUUUUCGGUCAGUGGCUUUUGAUAUAUUUUGGAUUUACACACUGUCCCGACAUUUGUCCUGAUGAAAUUGAAAAAAUGGUCGAAAUUGUCGAUACGAUAAACAAAGAAGAACCUGAAAAAGUCUUAAAACCUGUAUUUAUAACAGUUGAUCCUGAAAGAGACACGCCUUCAGUUGUUGGAAAAUAUUUAAAAGAAUUUUCUGAUAAAAUAAUCGGUUUGACGGGUACAGUCGAACAGAUAAAACAAGCAUGUAAAGCUUAUAGAGUAUAUUUUAGCGCAGGACCCAAAGAUGAAGAUAAUGAUUACAUAGUUGAUCACACUAUUAUUAUUUAUUUUGUCGGACCCAAUGGAGAAUUUAUUGAUUACUACACACAAACGAAAAGUGUUAAAGAUAUCGUUGAUGAAAUUAAACUUUAUUUUGCUAAGCAUGAAUCAUAUUCUGCAAGAGGAAUCGUGAAAAAAUUAAGAACUGCUUUCAUUAAUUAA